Caenorhabditis elegans is the source of this 1107-nucleotide messenger RNA. RefSeq lists its product as uncharacterized. The record is from RefSeq and is marked reviewed. Bases 12 to 1037 code for a protein of 341 amino acids. NCBI's taxonomy places the organism in Eukaryota, Metazoa, Nematoda, Chromadorea, Rhabditida, Rhabditidae. The transcript is spliced from 6 exons.
CGCAUUCAGGAAUGAACCAAAAGCUAGCAUUUAUUGUUUGCUUCAUUCUCUCAACUGUCUUGGCAAUUCAUACAAUCAGAGAUUUAAAUGGAGUAAUUGUGGAAAAUGAUAAUGACAUCUGUGAUGGAAUGUGUCAUUCUAAUUACUCAGACAUUAUUAAAGAAUGUCAAUACGGAUGCAAUCAUCGUUCUGGAAUCCGUGAGCGUCUAAAUCCCUUCCAAUCCUGUUUGGGAGCAUGUGAAGCUCGAUUCCGUGUAAAUUAUGCUGAAAGAGGCAAUGACACAGAAUUCAUCAAUCGUGCCUGGGAGGCAUGCCUUCACGCAUGUAGGUUGCCUUACAAGACCAAAAUCCGGUGGAACGUCUAUAUUGAUCUACGUUCGGGUGAACCAAUUUGGAAUUUCGAACGUAUUAUAUCUGAUGGGCAUCGGAUUUCAAGUGAGGCACUGGAAUAUGAUGAUCUUAUAAGUACUGUUGCAUUGCGAAAAAGUCAUUUCUUUAUGGAUCCAAGUAGCAAAUUGAGAUUCCCCAAUUUAAACGUAUAUGAGACUGAUAGUAGAGCCAUGCAGUUGAUUAUGAUGGAAAUGCUAAAAAAAGUUCGUCAAGAAAUCACAAGUAUGGCCCCACGGCGUUUUGAUGGAGUAUCAAGCAUUGACUAUAUUGGCCCUCGUCUUGUCGAAAAUGGACCAAAUGGUCCAGUUAUUAAGGAUAUUACUGAAUUGGAAUAUCGUCCAAAGGAUGUACUCUUUUACAAAGGAAUGGUGUUCAAGAUUGAAGAUCUUUUUGAUAAUUAUGAAGAAUAUCAAGAUCAUCGAACAAUGUUCAUGUAUUUUUCGCUCAUCGUAUUGGGAUUUGUCAUGAUUUGUGGAUGUUUCAAGUUGAGAAAUCACUAUGCAGCCACUGAGGCCGCACGUCUCCGUCGUGUCACUCAUCAAGAUGGAAGUGAUGAUUGGACUAAACGGAUUCCAACUACCGGAGAAGCUCCACCAUACUAUUCUCCUCCUGAAAGAAAGAAGCUCUUCGACUUACUAAAAGAAUAGUUCUGAUCAGUCAGCCAUUUCUAUUUUUCUGUGGCCCCUUCAUGUUGUAAAUAAAUGUAUUAUUUUUUUG